AUGCAGUCUCUUCUUCUCGAAAGGAAGACUGGGCGGCUCCGGCCCAGCGACUUUGCCGUCACCGUCACCGAGUCUCUAUACAGCACGCUCCGGCCCGUGAGCCCCAACGUUUUCCCCGACAACUGCCACCACAACGCGGCCGUGAACUCCCUCGCCGUCGAGAGCUCAGAGCACAGGUACAUGCUCAGCGGCUGCGGCGACUCCAGCAUCAAAAUCUGGGACUUGCGUGGGGAACGGUCCCCCGAGGCAGGCCGGGCGGAGGAGCUCCGGGAGGGCUCCUUGGCGGAGGCAGAACAAGCCUUUCCCCGCGGCCUUCCCCCCGCAGACUCCACGGCUAAACCCGGCGGCCGGCUUGUGCCCAUUGCGGCCAUCCCGCGCCGCGCCGCACACCAGUUCGGCGUGUCGGCAGUGGAAUGGUGGCCGCGCGACACGGGCAUGUUCCUUUCCGCGUCUUUCGACCACACCGUGAAGGUGUGGGACACCAACGAGGUGGCCGUCGUGCACACGUUCGACUUGGCCAGCCGCGUGUACGCGCUCAGUGUGUCCGCGCACCGCAGCAACGCAUACUCGUCGCAGGCAAUGAUCGCCGUGGCCAGCGACCAGCCGUCCGUGCGGCUCUUGGACCUCCGCACGGCGUCCAGCGCACACACGCUCGCGGGCCACCGCGGCAAGACGUUGGCGGUGGGCUGGCACCCGCACAACCCGUACAUGCUCGCGCUGGGCGGGCACGACGGCGAGGCCAAAGUGUGGGACAUCCGCCGGAGCAAGAGCUGCGUGGCGCGGCUCGACAUGACCAAGACCGGCGUGCGCAGCGCGGCCGCGGACCGGCUCAACGUGGGCUCCUCGUCGGUGAAGGCGCACCUGGGGCCCGUCAACGCCUUGGCGUGGGACGAGCUAGGCCACGUGCUCUACACUGCAGGCAACGACGACAAGAUCCGGGUGUGGGACAUGGUCUCCAGCCACGCGCCGCCCGUCAACAAGCUUGUGAACUUCGGGCCCUUGACGCGAAACAAGUACCUCCAGACCCUUCCGCUCGUGCUCGGCCCGAGGCGCGAGACCGAGGUCCAGCAUCUACACGUCGCCUCGGACAACGGCGACGUGCUAGUGUUCAGGGCCUUAGACGGCAAGAACGGGCCGGGGGGCUCCUCGCGCACGGCGUCAAUAGCCUACGGCCACCCGUAUUCGGCCACCUACUACUGCGGCACCAUGGACGGCGAGAUUGUGCCUUGGCGCGAGAAAUGGGACAGGAGACAAAUGAGACAAAUUAGAGAAAUGAGAGAAAUUAGAGAAAUUAGAGAAACGAGACAGGGGACAAAUGAGGCAAACUAA
This is a messenger RNA of Metschnikowia bicuspidata var. bicuspidata NRRL YB-4993, 1329 nucleotides long. RefSeq lists its product as uncharacterized. The transcript is spliced from 3 exons. The record is from RefSeq and is a predicted model, not a curated record. Gene Ontology annotation, biological process: proteasome-mediated ubiquitin-dependent protein catabolic process; protein polyubiquitination; transcription-coupled nucleotide-excision repair. The coding region runs from base 1 to 1329 and encodes 442 amino acids. Gene Ontology annotation, molecular function: protein binding. Gene Ontology annotation, cellular component: Cul4A-RING E3 ubiquitin ligase complex; nucleotide-excision repair complex. Lineage: Eukaryota; Fungi; Ascomycota; Pichiomycetes; Serinales; Metschnikowiaceae.